AUAUCCGCAGCUCCACAAGGUCAAUGGAACCUCCUCCUUAAAAGCAUUGGAAUUUCAGCAAUGCACAUGCAACUACUCAACAACGAUCGAGUUAUCAUCUUCGAUCGCACCGACUUCGGCCGUUCCAAUCUCUCCUUACCUAAUGGCAAAUGCCGUAAUGACCCCAAUGACCAAGCCCUCAAGCAUGACUGCACCGCUCACUCUGCUGAGUACAACGUACUCACUAAUUCCAUACGUCCCCUUAUGAUCCAAACCGAUACUUGGUGCUCUUCCGGUGCCGUCUCCGCCGACGGCAACCUCAUUCAGACUGGCGGAUCCAACGACGGCGAACGUGUCGUCAGAAUUUUCCAACCUUGCUCCACUUGUGACUGGCAAGAGAUUUCUAAUGGACUCAGUGCUAGACGUUGGUACGCCACCAAUCAUAUUCUACCGGAUGGACGGAUCAUAGUGAUUGGUGGUCGCCAGCAAUUCAAUUACGAGUUCUACCCCAAAUCUACUGCUACUUCCACUAAUAAUCAGCUCUUCUCCUUACCAUUUCUAUCACAAACCAAUGACAUUUACGAAGACAAUCUCUACCCUUUUGUUUACCACAAUGUGGAUGGCAACUUAUUCAUCUUCGCCAACAACCAAUCAAUCUUGUUCAACUACACAACUAAUUCCGUUGUGAAAACCUUCCCACAAAUACCAGAUGGGAAUGCUCGGAAUUACCCAAGCACGGGCUCUUCAGUUCUGCUUCCACUAAACCUUAACAACUUAUUAAUGGAAGCUGAGGUUCUCAUCUGUGGUGGAGCUCCACGUGGGUCAAUCCAGCAAGCCAAUUCUGGGAAGUUCAUCGGAGCACUUAAGACAUGUGGAAGGAUCCGAAUUACUGACCCGAAUCCGACAUGGACCAUGGAGACAAUGCCCUUAGCUAGAGUGAUGGGUGACAUGACUUUACUCCCUAACGGCCAAGUCUUGAUCAUCAACGGUGCUGCAAGGGGGGUUGCCGGUUGGGAAAUGGGUAGGGAUCCGGUUUUCUACCCGGUGUUGUACCUACCCAAUAACCCAGCCGACUCGUCUCGGUUCCAAGUACUAAACCCAUCUUCCAUUCCACGUAUGUACCAUUCCACUGCAAUCUUACUACGUGAUGGUAGAGUUCUAGUGGGAGGAAGUAAUCCUCAUCAGUAUUACAAAUUCACCGGCGUUCUUUAUCCGACGGAAUUAAGCUUAGAGGCAUUCUCACCUCCUUAUUUGGAUUCGGAAUAUUCCGGAAUACGACCGGCGAUCACCGCUCCGGUGUCGUAUACUAAGCUAAAGUAUGGGCAAAGAUUGGCAAUACAUUUCUCGGUGUCGAAUACUACGGUGGAUAAGAAGAAGGUACAGGUGACCAUGGUGUCUCCAACUUUCACCACACACUCCUUCUCCAUGAACCAGAGGGUAUUGAUACUGAAUACCAGGCGUCUACAGGUUGUGACGAAAUCGUCGUAUGCCAUUGCCGUGAAGACUCCAAAUUCAGCUUUCCUAGCACCUGCUGGGUAUUAUCUUCUAUACGUGGUUCAUCAAAAUGUACCAAGUGAGGGGGUUUGGGUUCAUAUCCAAGGAUAG
Molecule: messenger RNA, 1584 nt
Organism: Telopea speciosissima
Lineage: Eukaryota; Viridiplantae; Streptophyta; Magnoliopsida; Proteales; Proteaceae
Product: aldehyde oxidase GLOX1-like
Exons: 1
Coding region: 61-1584 (507 amino acids)
Source: RefSeq, a predicted model, not a curated record